AUGUGGUCAAUAAUAGGAUUGGGUAUUGUAACAUUGUUCAUUAUAUUCAUAACUCACUGCUUUUAUAAGUGGAACAAUCCCAAAUGCAAUGGAGUUCUCCCUCCAGGUUCCAUGGGCUUCCCUCUCAUUGGAGAGACCCUUCAGUUGAUUAUUCCCAGUCGCUCCAUAGACCUUCAUCCAUUCAUCAAAACCAGAAUUCAAAGAUAUGGGCGAUUGUUUCGUACCAGUUUGGUAGGGUGGCCUGUGGUAGUAUCGGCUGACCCUGAUUUCAACAGCUUCGUCCUCCAACAAGAAGGGAAUUCUGUUGAAUUGUGGUACUUGGGCACUUUUUCUAAUGUUUUUGGAAUGGAUGGUGAAAGUAGGAUGAGUGCAGUAGGUUCCGUUCACAAUUACAUAAGAAGCAAAUUGUUGAGUAAGUUUGGUGGCGAGAGCCUCAAGGAGGUAAAGGAAUUGGUUCCUCAACUAGAACAAAUGGUUCACAAAACUCUACGCAUUUGGUCAACCCAAGAAUCCAUUGAAGUGAAACACGCCACUGCAACCAUGGUUUUCAAUUUUACUGCAAAACAGAUGUUUGGCUUUGAUUAUGAAAAAUCAUCGGAGCAGAUAAGUGAUACUUUCACCAAUUUCUUACAAAGUCUAAUGUCAUUUCCUCUGAACAUCCCCGGUACUAGGUUCCACAAGUGUAUGAAGGACAAAGAGAAGAUGCUGAAUAUGAUAAAGAAUAUACUGAAGGAGAAACUCGCUUCACCUGAGACAUGCCAAGGGGACUUUCUUGAUGAAGCCAUCAAAGACUUAAGAAGCGAAAAGUUUUUGACAGAGGAUUUUAUAGUUAUGUUAAGCUUUGGAGCUUUAUUUGCCAGCUUUGAAGCAAUAUCAGCUGCACUUACCCUAGGUUUGAAGUUACUUUCGGAAAACCCUUCAGUUGUAGAGGAGCUGAGAGCUGAGCACGAAACGAUUCUUAGAAACAGAGGAAGUUCGGAUUCUGCACUGACAUGGGACGAAUACAAAUCAAUGACUUUUACUCCUCAAGUUAUCAACGAAAUUCUUAGGAUGGCUAAUGUUGCUCCAGGAAUAUUAAGAAAAACAUUGAAAGACAUCCAAGUAAAUGGUUAUACAAUUCCGGCAGGUUGGAUCAUUAUGAUUGUCACUCUUGCUCUUCAACUAGAUCCUAACGCAUUUAAGGAUCCACUUGUAUUUAAUCCGUGGCGUUGGAAGGACCUGGACCCAAUAGUUAUAUCCAAGAAUUAUAUGCCUUUCGGAGGAGGCAUGAGACAAUGCCCAGGUGGACAGUACAGUAAAUUGUUCAUGGCCACAUUUCUCCAUGUUCUAGUCACCAAAUAUAGGUGGACCAAAAUCAAGGGAGGAGACAUUGUUCGGGCUCCUAUUUUAGGGUUUGGAGAUGGCAUUCAUAUGAAGUUUUCGGAAAAAGCAUGA
Messenger RNA from Cornus florida, 1434 nucleotides. Its product is annotated as beta-amyrin 16-alpha-hydroxylase CYP87D16-like. The record is from RefSeq and is a predicted model, not a curated record. NCBI's taxonomy places the organism in Eukaryota, Viridiplantae, Streptophyta, Magnoliopsida, Cornales, Cornaceae. Gene Ontology annotation, biological process: sterol metabolic process. Gene Ontology annotation, molecular function: iron ion binding; oxidoreductase activity, acting on paired donors, with incorporation or reduction of molecular oxygen; monooxygenase activity. Bases 1 to 1434 code for a protein of 477 amino acids. The transcript is spliced from 9 exons.